Suillus clintonianus is the source of this 831-nucleotide messenger RNA. RefSeq lists its product as uncharacterized. Lineage: Eukaryota; Fungi; Basidiomycota; Agaricomycetes; Boletales; Suillaceae. The transcript has 6 exons. The coding region runs from base 26 to 568 and encodes 180 amino acids. The record is from RefSeq and is a predicted model, not a curated record.
UUUUCUCGUGAGCUAGGUUACCGGCAUGCUUGUUGUCCAUCCUGAAAGUUACUGUGACGUCUGCCUUGAUAUCUAUUCUAUCUCCUCAGGAAUUGCUCAUUCUCCACAUGUGAUCGCCUGUGGUCACAUAUUUUGUCUCAAAUGUCUUCGCUCCUUAUCCACAACGGCAUGUCCCCUCUGUCGCGAGCCUUUUCAGCUAGAUCGUGUUAAGAAACUCUACCUCGAAAAUCCACCCAAACAAGACAAUGCUGAACAGCAUACCAUCAACGCUCGUCAUGCUAGACUCCUUCGUCAGUGUGUGUCUCUAGUUUCGGGCGAAGACGCACCCAAAGCGGAUGCCAUCAAAGUUGUCACCGAAGCGCUAGAAUUGCUGCAGUCUCAACCAGAUGCCUCAAAUUAUCAUGUCCCACUUCAAAUUGCUGUAGCUUCCUUCCAGCGAUGCAAAGUUCUUCAGGAUGAGAGCGAGCGUGAAAAGGCAGAAUGUCGGCGCCUUCGUGACCAUGGAGAAAGUCUGCUUUCUAGGAUUCAGACAAUAGAGAAUGAAUAUGCUCUUUCCUCGGCCAAAUGAGUCAGUCACCUCGAGCAGUAUAUUCGGAUAACCAUGUAUGAAAGAAACACCUCUCCUUGCCCACCACAACCACCCCAGCCGAGCCGAGCGAGACUGCACUCGUUUUCUAUUGUCCACUUCGACAUCCACAAUCGUGGUAUUCUCUACUUACCGCACUACUACUACUCACUGCUCUUAUCUUCCUAGCACCCUUAGGGCGAUUCUUAGGGCGAUUUCUGUAUUGUGGUCAACAUGUUAAUGCGCUAGAUGUUUUUCUUUGGGUU